AUGCGCAAAGAGAAUCCUGCACUGUACGAAAAAUGGCUCAAGUCACAGCAAGGUUCAGUAUCUCUCUCCGAUCCGGGUCGCAUACAGAAGCUAAGGGAACAAUUCGGUUAUACCCCGAGAUUAGGAGAAAUCGGUGGCACAACUUAUCGGGAGGAGGCGUUUACAAACUUUGAAGGUGUCGAUGUGAAUAGUAACUUGACGUUCAAGAGGCUGGAAACUGUAACAAAGUUACACAGUCACCUUCAGAAUGUAAGAUUCUUGCUCGUGCGCUCACCCCCAAUGUCUGGAAAGACGUCACUUGCACAACUCUAUGAGAACUACUUACUCAAUACACAUAAUGAACUACGUAUAUUUCGAAUAUCGCUCAUAUGGUUAAGGAAGGAAUCAGACUGGGAUUUUACACGGCAAUUCGAGUAUUAUAUGGGAGGGGUGUCAUGGGAUACCUUCGUUCAUGAGUGUGACAAAAUACAAACGAUUCUGAUCAUGGAUGAAAUUCAAGUGUUAUACAAGCCGGAAGUCAAGAGAGUUCUACAGGGCGGUAGUCUCCACAUCGUUGCCUUUGCAUCCUAUGGAUAUCGCGGAGCAUAUAGUGGACCAGGCUAUCUUAAAACUAUAUCUCCUUUUGACUUGGAUGAAAUUAAUACUUGGAAUUUUGAAGACGUUCGGUAUACUGAACAGGAGUAUGCAGAUUUCUUUAGUGUUUUUUGUCGCUCCAAUUUGAAGCUGGUUCCUGAAGGGGAUGUCCCCCGACUCGCCAACUAUGUGAAAGAAGCAACUAAGUGCCAUCCUGGGCUCAUCUCUUUCGUUUUGAAUGAUAUUGUUUUACGAUUUCGACAGCAGGGCGUUAAGCGGACACGAGCAUGUCAUGACGUAAUAGCGAUAUCUGAAGAAGAACAACAACUUAUCGACAAAGUCUUGUUCAAACCUGGUGGUAUUGACACACGCAGUGCAGUCGCAGACCGUCUGAUCAAAACAAAUGUUCUUUCAGACUUCCGUCAAGGAUAUCAGUUGAGAAACAGGAAACUUGACUUCACAUCACCACUAGUCCGUGCAGCCUAUCUUCAGGAACGUCUUGGAUCUAGAACCCGUGUACACACUUUAACAAAUACUUUCGAAGAUUUUAUCAAGAAGGCCUUCAAAUUAAUGAGCCCGGAGACUUUCAAGAAAACCCUUUGCAUGGGUCGUGAUGACGUUGGUGCUGUUUUUGCUUCGGAGGGCUGGGUGGACUUCUAUGUUGAUGAUGACCAUGAUUGGAUGAUAGAGCUAGUUCGAGAUGGUGAAAAUCUGGAAAAGCAUCGAGAGAAGAUGAAGGAGGACGGCCUAUAUGGUUCAAUUCUGAAAUGUGCUAAGCAUCAUGCAAUCGUGGAUAUUAGAAGUGGUGUGGGUAGACCCCGCAACCUGAAAUCAGGUGUCAUUUAUGUUGUGUGUUCACAGGAUUUUUCCAGCGUGGAAAUAUGUAUUAAUAGUAGUUGGGACAAGGUUCGGCUGUGUGGAAGUGGAGAUUUGUACACUGAGUUGG
Molecule: messenger RNA, 1519 nt
Organism: Paraglomus occultum
Lineage: Eukaryota; Fungi; Glomeromycota; Glomeromycetes; Paraglomerales; Paraglomeraceae
Source: the annotation of a GenBank genome assembly